This is a messenger RNA of Symbiodinium sp. CCMP2456, 572 nucleotides long. The record is from the annotation of a GenBank genome assembly. NCBI's taxonomy places the organism in Eukaryota, Dinophyceae, Suessiales, Symbiodiniaceae.
AUGGACGGCCUGCGUGCUGCCAUGUACCCGCUUCCUGAGGAGGCACUGCCGGCGCUGGCUGUGGCCUUUCGCGAAAGCAGUGCGGAUGACUUUCCAGGGCACCUGCGACUGAUGCUGGCGGGCGCUGGCGUGCCGGAAGCUGCUUCUCUAUCGGACCUCGAGGCACGUCGCAUUUAUGAGAAGCUCCUCUACCUGCAGAGUUCUCUGCUACCGGCCGCGGUCGACACGCGGCCUACCCUGGGCCACGUGGGCUCGGCGCAGCAGCGUGCCGUUGGAAGACUGCUGACGUUCGAUGCCGGCCUCGUUGACGCUCUCUACCAGCUUGCUGCCUGCGUGCGCUGCGGUCGCCAAGUUCUCGGUUGCAUGGACAUCGCCCCCGACCUCAGCUUGCUCCUGUGCUGCGACUCCGCUGCUGUCAAGAUCUUUCCUAUCUUGGCUCCGCGGCACAAUGAUGAUGGGCGUUCUCUCUUAUUUGUGGAGACCCGUGUGCUGCGGUUCAUGUCCUUGGCCGUGGUGCACUGGCGCGCCUCCUUCGAUGGCUUCGGACGCAUAUGGGCUGCUCUACAUGCGCA